AUGGCGUCCUCCGGCCCGUCCGCCGCCGCCUCUGUUGUCCCGCCGCCAGCGCCCUCUGGCGCGGCUCCACUACCGGCCCCGCCGCCGUAUGGGGCGGCCGCCACCUACGACGCGCCCGUUCCCACGUACGAGAAUCCUACGUACGGGGCAUACGGGGCUCCGCCCGCAUCCACGUCCGGGUCUCCACCUGCGUACGGGGCUCCACCCGCGUACGAGUCUCUCGGGUACUGGUGGGGGUCGUCAGUGGGCCAGCACUCGCCCGCUGGGCAGCAGCCUGACGGCGCCAGCACCUGCAGCAUCUGUCCAUGGGCCAGCAGAAAGUCAGAUGCACUCUCCACUUUGACGGCUUUUUACUCCUAUGUCAGCACGCAGUUUGGGCGUCCCAUCCUUGCUCUUUAG
Messenger RNA from Aegilops tauschii subsp. strangulata, 399 nucleotides. The record is from RefSeq and is a predicted model, not a curated record. NCBI's taxonomy places the organism in Eukaryota, Viridiplantae, Streptophyta, Magnoliopsida, Poales, Poaceae.